GGCUCAAGCGCGCGCCCCAGGGUUUUUCCAAGCGCCCCGCGUCCGAUCCGGGUCUCUCGCCGCCCCCCCCCCCCGACCAGAGACGCGAGCGCGGGGCCAGAGAGAUAUGGCCGCACGUCGCCUGGUGCUCGCCGCCGUGGCAUAUGCGCUCGGCACAGCUGCGCAGACAACCCCAGAGGUGACGCUGCCGAGCCCGGCGGACAUCGAGAAGCUCAUCUGCGAGGUCGCGUCGCAGAAGCAGGUCGAGGACAGGGCCGUUGCCGAGAUCUGCCAGGUGAUCACGGAGAAGUUCCCCAACAUCAAGUUCAACCCCGACUGCAAGACGGACGUCGAGGCCGUCUGGGACGCGGCGGUGGCCAAGUGCCCGCAGGCGCAGCUGACGCUGCCGAGCCCAGCGGACAUCGAGAAGCUCAUUUGCGAGGUCGCGUCGCAGAAGCAGGUCGAGGACAAGGCCGUUGACGAGAUCUGCCAGGUGAUCACGGAGAAGUUCCCCAACAUCAAGUUUAACCCCGACUGCAAGACGGACGUCGAGGCCGUCUGGGACGCGGCGGUGGCCAAGUGCCCGCAGGCGCAGCUGACGCUGCCCAGCCCGGCGGACAUCGAGAAGAUGAUCUGCGAGCUCGCGUCGCAGAAGCAGGUCGAGGACAAGGCCGUUGACGAGAUCUGCCAGGUGAUCACGGAGAAGUUCCCCAACAUCAAGUUCAACCCCGACUGCAAGACGACGUCGAGGCCGUCUGGGACGCGGCGGUGGCCAAGUGCCCGCAGGCGCAGCUGACGCUGCCGAGCCCGGCGGACAUCGAGAAGCUGCGAGCUCGCGUCGCAGAAGCAGGUCGAGGACAAGGCCGUUGACGAGAUCUGCCAGGUGAUCACGGAGAAGUUCCCCAACAUCAAGUUCAACCCCGACUGCAAGACGGACGUCGAGGCCGUCUGGGACGCGGCGGUGGCCAAGUGCCCGCAGGCGCAGCUGACGCUGCCGAGCCCGGCGGACAUCGAGAAGCUCAUCUGCGAGCUCGCGUCGCAGAAGCAGGUCGAGGACAAGGCCGUUGACGAGAUCUGCCAGGUGAUCACGGAGAAGUUCCCCAACAUCAAGUUCAACCCCGACUGCAAGACGGACGUCGAGGCCGUCUGGGACGCGGCGGUGGCCAAGUGCCCGCAGGCGCAGCUGACGCUGCCGAGCCCGGCGGACAUCGAGAAGCUCAUCUGCGGUCGCGUCGCAGAAGCAGGUCGAGGACAAGGCCGUUGACGAGAUCUGCCAGGUGAUCACGGAGAAGUUCCCCAACAUCAAGUUCAACCCCGACUGCAAGACAGACGUCGAGGCCGUCUGGGACGCGGCGGUGGCCAAGUGCCCGCAGGCGCAGCUGACGCUGCCGAGCCCGGCGGACAUCGAGAAGCUCAUCUGCGAGGUCGCGUCGCAGAAGCAGGUCGAGGACAAGGCCGUUGACGAGAUCUGCCAGGUGAUCACGGAGAAGUUCCCCAACAUCAAGUUCAACCCCGACUGCAAGACGGACGUCGAGGCCGUCUGGGACGCGGCGGUGGCCAAGUGCCCGCAGGCGCAGCUGACGCUGCCGAGCCCGGCGGACAUCGAGAAGAUCAUCUGCGAGGUCGCGUCGCAGAAGCAGGUCGAGGACAAGGCCGUUGACGAGAUCUGCCAGGUGAUCACGGAGAAGUUCCCCAACAUCAAGUUCAACCCCGACUGCAAGACAGACGUCGAGGCCGUCUGGGACGCGGCGGUGGCCAAGUGCCCGCAGGCGCAGCUGACGCUGCCGAGCCCGGCGGACAUCGAGAAGAUCAUCUGCGAGCUCGCGUCGCAGAAGCAGGUCGAGGACAAGGCCGUUGACGAGAUCUGCCAGGUGAUCACGGAGAAGUUCCCCAACAUCAAGUUCAACCCCGAUUGCAAGACGGACGUCGAGGCCGUCUGGGACGCGGCGGUGGCCAAGUGCCCGCAGGCGCAGCUGACGCUGCCGAGCCCAUCGGACAUCGAGAAGCUCAUCUGCGAGGUCGCGUCGCAGAAGCAGGUCGAGGACAAGGCCGUUGACGAGAUCUGCCAGGUGAUCACGGAGAAGUUCCCCAACAUCAAGUUCAACCCCGACUGCAAGACGACGUCGAGGCCGUCUGGGACGCGGCGGUGGCCAAGUACGACGUCGAGGCCGUCUGGGACGCGGCGGUGGCCAAGUGCCCGCAGGCGCAGCUGACGCUGCCGAGCCCGGCGGACAUCGAGAAGCUCAUCUGCGAAGCUCGCGUCGCAGAAGCAGGUCGAGGACAAGGCCGUUGACGAGAUCUGCCAGGUGAUCACGGAGAAGUUCCCCAACAUCAAGUUCAACCCCGACUGCAAGACAGACGUCGAGGCCGUCUGGGACGCGGCGGUGGCCAAGUGCCCGCAGGCGCAGCUGACGCUGCCGAGCCCGGCGGACAUCGAGAAGCUCAUCUGCGAGGUCGCGUCGCAGAAGCAGGUCGAGGACAAGGCCGUUGACGAGAUCUGCCAGGUGAUCACGGAGAAGUUCCCCAACAUCAAGUUCAACCCCGACUGCAAGACAGACGUCGAGGCCGUCUGGGACGCGGCGGUGGCCAAGUGCCCGCAGGCGCAGCUGACGCUGCCGAGCCCGGCGGACAUCGAGAAGAUGAUCUGCGAGCUCGCGUCGCAGAAGCAGGUUGAGGACAAGGCCGUUGACGAGAUCUGCCAGGUGAUCACGGAGAAGUUCCCCAACAUCAAGUUCAACCCCGACUGCAAGACGACGUCGAGGCCGUCUGGGACGCGGCGGUGGCCAAGUGCCCGCUGGCGCAGCUGACGCUGCCGAGCCCGGCGGACAUCGAGAAGAUGAUCUGCGAGCUCGCGUCGCAGAAGCAGGUCGAGGAUAAGGCCGUUGACGAGAGCUGCCAGGUGAUCACGGAGAAGUUCCCCAAUAUCAAGUUCAACCCCGACUGCAAGACGGACGUCGAGGCCGUCUGGGACGCGGCGGUGGCCAAGUGCCCGCAGGCUCAGCUGACGCUGCCGAGCCCGGCGGACAUCGAGAAGAUGAUUUGCGAGCUCGCGUCGCAGAAGCAGGUCGAGGACAAGGCCGUUGACGAGAUCUGCCAGGUGAUCACGGAGAAGUUCCCCAACAUCAAGUUCAACCCCGACUGCAAGACGGACGUCGAGGCCGUCUGGGACGCGGCGGUGGCCAAGUGCCCGCAGGCGCAGUUCACCGUCGUGGUGUGAGGAACAGGGGAGGGGGAGUUCGACCCCAUCUGACUGAAAUAGUUUGCGUGGGCUAGCCAGUCCUGGUGUGAGGACACCAGGCUGUUCCCUUCGUGUUUAUCGAAGACGCCUUUGGCGAACCACCUCCGACCAUACCUCCUUUCGAACGCCUAUGACGGAGGGCGCAAAGGACUUGAGGACACUCCAAUUCAACUCAUGCCUCGCGGCAUGGUGGCGGGUAUCAAAUGUUGCGCGCCGAGAGUCCUC
This is a messenger RNA of Prorocentrum cordatum, 3442 nucleotides long. The record is from the annotation of a GenBank genome assembly. Lineage: Eukaryota; Dinophyceae; Prorocentrales; Prorocentraceae.